AUGAUUCGCCGACAGGCCCGCGAGAGGCGUGACUACCUCUACCGCCGUGCCCUGACCCUCCGCGACGCCGAAAUCGCCUCGAAGCGCGCAGCACUGCGAGCCUCUCUCGCCAGUGGCAAGCCGCUGGACCCGUCCAUCGCCAACGACAAAGACCUGCGUGCAAACUACAAGUACGACGAGUCGCAACAGGACCGCUCCACCCAGGAGGCGCUGGAUCUGGACGACGAGUACGCGCAGCUUUCGGGCGUCGUGGAUCCGCGUGUGCUGGUGACGACCUCGCGCGAUCCCAGCACUCGCCUGGGUGCGUUCGCCAAGGAGAUUCGCCUGUUGCUGCCCACGAGCAUCCGCGUCAACAGAGGAAACCUCGUCCUGCCCAACAUCGUGUCGAGUGCGAAGGCUGCCGGACUGAGUGAUGUGAUUCUGCUCCACGAGCACCGUGGCACGCCCACGGCCAUGACCAUCUCCCACUUCCCCCACGGCCCCACCGCUUCGUUCUCGCUUCACAACGUCGUCCUGCGCCACGAUAUCCCCAAUGCCGCCCGUGGCACCGUCUCCGAGUCCUAUCCGCAUCUGAUCUUUGAGGGCUUUACCACCAACCUCGGCAAGCGCGUCGUCAAGGUUCUACAGCAUCUCUUUCCCCCACGCCCUGCCGCAGCAACUCCCAAGGACGUCGGCAACCGUGUUGUUACGUUUGUCAACCGCGAGGAUAGCAUCGAGGUCCGUCACCAUGUCUUUGUGCGCACGGGCUACCAGAGCGUCGAGCUGGCGGAGGUCGGCCCGCGGAUGACGAUGCGUCUGUUUGAGAUCCGUGGAGGCACUUUGGAAAACAAGGACGGUGAUGUGGAGUGGCACAUGAACCAGUUCACACGCACAGCCAAGAAGAAGGAUUACUUGUAA
Diplodia corticola is the source of this 897-nucleotide messenger RNA. RefSeq names its product u3 small nucleolar ribonucleoprotein imp4. Gene Ontology annotation, biological process: rRNA processing. The record is from RefSeq and is a predicted model, not a curated record. Gene Ontology annotation, molecular function: snoRNA binding; rRNA primary transcript binding. Lineage: Eukaryota; Fungi; Ascomycota; Dothideomycetes; Botryosphaeriales; Botryosphaeriaceae. The transcript has 2 exons. Bases 1 to 897 code for a protein of 298 amino acids. Gene Ontology annotation, cellular component: small-subunit processome; nucleolus; Mpp10 complex.